AUGUCUGACUCCUACGGAAGCGACAGCUACGGCUCCAACCGUCGCGACAACGACGACAACUCUUACGGCUCCAGCCGCCGAGACAAUGAUAACAACGACUCUUACGGCUCAAGCGGCCGUGACAACAACGACAGCUACGGUUCCAGCCGUCGUGACAACGACAACGACAACGACAACUCCUAUGGCUCUUCUCGCCGCGACAACAACGAGAGCUCGUACGGAUCCAGCAACACUGGCGUUGGUGGAAACACCAGCUACGGCUCAUCCGACAGGGACAACAAGGACACCUUUGGCUCCAGUAACAAAGAUUCCUACGGCUCUAGCCGCAAUGACAGCGACACCUUUGGCUCCAGCAACGACAACUCUUAUGGAUCCAGCCGCAAGGACAACGACAGCUCCAACACCUAUGGCUCUGGCCUCAGCGGCGGAAACGAUAGCUACGGCUCUUCUCGUGACAACGACAACGACAACAGCUAUGGCUCUAACCGCCGUGACGAUGACAACAAUGACUCUUACGGCUCUAGCCGCAAGGAUAAUGACACCUACGGCUCCAGCAACACCGACACCUUCGGUUCAAGCAACAACGACUCCUACGGUUCCGGCCGCAAGGACAACGACUCUUACGGAACCGGAAACACAUACGGCUCCUCUAACAAUGAUUCCUACGGAUCAAGCAACACCUACGGUGAUGACAACGACAACAACAAGAAGUCAGGUGGCUUCUUGGACAAGGUCAAGGACAAGGUUGAGGAGAAGGUCAAGGGACACAAGAACCGUGACAACGAUAACGAGUACUAA
This is a messenger RNA of Fusarium pseudograminearum CS3096, 798 nucleotides long. RefSeq lists its product as uncharacterized. Lineage: Eukaryota; Fungi; Ascomycota; Sordariomycetes; Hypocreales; Nectriaceae. The coding region runs from base 1 to 798 and encodes 265 amino acids. The transcript has 5 exons. The record is from RefSeq and is a predicted model, not a curated record.